AUUUGAAUUAUAAAUUCAAUCAAUGCGAUUAUUUUAAAUAAUUACAAUGUUGUGUAGAUAGAUAGAUAGACGUUUAUUGGUACUGAUCAUACACUGUCAAACAUUGUUAAAAUAUUACACAAAAGAUGUCUUAAUAUUAUUUGUACAUUAAAACAAAACCAUAUAAAAAAGAUCAAUAGGACAAUUUAUAUAAUAUUUAAAAAAAUCACAAUUAAAAAUAAUAGGAUUGCCGCCUCGCAGCUCGUCGAUCAGGAACUGUCGUACCUCGGUAGUAAGUAAACGAGAAGGCGUAUGAUGUACGUAUGUUGAGAUUAUGGCGUCUGAGAUAUCCCUCACCUUCCUGUCCUUAAAGAUAGCACAUAUUACGACCCCGAGUGCGACACAAUGAAUCCGGAUCCGAAUGACAAAAAGCAACGCCCGUGGAUCAACAAGAUCAAGGACACCGGGAGCUGCUACCGCUUGUUGUUGCAACAUUACAUAAACUGGUAUGAAGCUAAAGCGUUUUGCGACGAGCUGGACGCAGAGCUGCUGGUCAUAGACAACGCGGUCGAGCACGAGGUUGUCAAAGACAUCCUCUGGGAGGUGAACUACACGCAAGCGCAAAACCAGUAUUUUUUCACGGAUCUGUUUCGGGUCAAUGAUUAUUAUACCGAUUGGAAAUGCAAUUGUCAUCUGUAUCAAACCAGAUAUAACGAGAGCCUCCACGAAAUUGGGUACGAGCCGUGGGCGGAGGACAAGACCAGUCUGAACGAGAGCCAGUGGUACGACGCGGCCGUGGUAGUGCGCACCCGCGACGGUCUCCUCGAUGAGAAGAUCGUGGAUAGAUCUUACGGGUGGCGCUGGAUUCGCUAUAAACCAUUUUGUGAAAAGAGAAGGCUACUGAGACCGUUCUAUUAAUGUCCGGCGCUGGGCUACUGGAGAAUAAGACGGCGGCGCAUAACAUAAAUACAAGGCUACGAUGUCGAACUAUGUUU
Molecule: messenger RNA, 974 nt
Organism: Leguminivora glycinivorella
Lineage: Eukaryota; Metazoa; Arthropoda; Insecta; Lepidoptera; Tortricidae
Exons: 7
Coding region: 385-897 (170 amino acids)
Source: RefSeq, a predicted model, not a curated record